Molecule: messenger RNA, 3517 nt
Organism: Salvelinus namaycush (lake trout)
Lineage: Eukaryota; Metazoa; Chordata; Actinopteri; Salmoniformes; Salmonidae
Product: serine/threonine-protein phosphatase 6 regulatory ankyrin repeat subunit C-like
Exons: 26
Molecular function (GO): protein binding
Source: RefSeq, a predicted model, not a curated record
AUGGGAGUACACAAUAUUACAGACCAGCUUCCACUGGUCCAAGCAGUUUUUAAUCGAAAUGCCGAUGAAAUUCAACUGCUAUUGCAGAAAGAGGACGUCAAUGCACUGGACCAAGAGCGCCGUACAGCACUACAUGCUGCUGCCUGUUUGGGGGAUGUUCAUAUAAUGGACCUCCUCGUCAAUGCAGGUGCAAAUGUAAAUGCUAAGGACCAUGUGUGGCUAACUCCAUUGCACAGAGCUGCUGCCUCCCGGAAUGAAAGGGCAGUGGGGCUGCUUCUGCGGCAGGGAGCAGAGGCCAAUGCACGAGAUAAGUUCUGGCAGACUCCACUGCAUGUUGCAGCUGCCAAUAGAGCCACGCGCUGUGCAGAGGCCCUGCUCCCCCAGCUGAGCAAACUGAACAUGGCAGACCGCACUGGCAGAACCGCCUUGCACCACGCUGUUCAGAGCGGAUACAUGGAGAUGGUGAAGUUGCUGCUGAAUAAAGGGGCCAACUUGAGUACCAAUGAUAAGAGAGAGAGACAGCCUAUCCACUGGGCAGCGUACUUAGGGCAUCUGGAGGUGUUGAAGCUGCUAGUGUCUCGGAGUGCAGACAAGGGCUGCAAGGACAAGCAGGGCUACACCCCUCUCCAUGCUGCCGCUGCCAGCGGACACAUUGACAUAGUCAAGUACCUACUGAGGCUCGGGGCUGAGCUGGAUGAGCCCAAUGCCUUUGGGAACACUGCUCUCCAUGUGGCCUGCUACACAGGCCAAGAGGCUGUGGCCAAUGAGCUGGUGAACCAAGGAGCUAACGUCAACCAGCCCAACAGAAGUGGCUAUACCCCACUGCACCUGGCCGCUGUGUCCACCAACGGGGCCCUCUGCCUGGAGCUGCUGGUCAACAAUGGGGCUGACGUCAACCAGCAGAGUAAUGCAGGGAAGAGCCCCCUGCACAUGGCAGCCAUUCAUGGACGCUUCACACGCUCUCAGAUCCUCAUCCAAAACGGUGGAGAGAUUGACAGUGUGGAUAAAUAUGGCAAUACCCCCCUCCAUGUUGCUGCUAAGUACGGCCAUGAACUACUGAUCAGUACUCUGAUGACCAACGGUGCAGAUACAGCCAGACAAGGGAUUCAUGGGAUGUUCCCGCUGCACCUGGCUGUGCUCUAUGGUUUUUCAGACUGUUGUCGCAAGCUACUCUCCUCAGGUCAGCUGUACAGUAUUGUUUCAUCUAUGAGUAAGGAGCACGUUCUAUCAGCCGGGUUUGACAUAAACACUCCAGACAACUUUGGAAGGACCUGUCUACACGCUGCUGCUUCUGGAGGAAACGUUGAAUGUCUCAACUUGCUCUUAAGCAGUGGUACUGACUUGAAUCAGAGGGACCAAUCGGGAAGGACUCCGUUGCACUAUGCAGCUGCUAAUGGGAGGUACCAAUGCACUGUGACCCUAGUGAGUGCUGGCGCUGAGGUUAAUGAGCCAGACCGUACAGGCUGCACUCCCCUGCACUACUCUGCUGCCUCCCAGGCCUUCUGCAGAAUGGACCGACAUUUCCCCGGGACUCUUCAGAGCGAGGAAGAUGGAGAUAAGGAGUCCUAUUUUUGCUUGGAGCAUCUGUUGGACAACGGUGCAGACCCAUCCCUGGUCAACUCUAAAGGUUACAGUGCUGUUCAUUAUGCUGCUUCCCACGGCAACAAGCAGAACCUGGAACUGCUCCUGGAAAUGUCCUUUAAUGCCCUGGGAGACAUUGAGAGCAGUAUUCCAGUGAGUCCAUUGCAUUUAGCUGCUGAUAAUGGCCACUGGCAGGCGCUGAGUGUGCUGACAGAGACUGCUGCCUACGUAGAUGUGCAAGAUGCCUCGGGCCGCUCUGUGCUCUACUUGGCUUCCCAGAGAGGUUACGCCCGCUGUGUAGAGGUCCUGCUAGCCCAGGGGGCCUCCUGCCUCCUCAACGAGAACAGACACAUGUGGACCCCUCUACACGUCGCAGCUGCCAACGGCCACACGGAAUGUCUGCACAUGCUGGUGGAAAGCGGGGAGGAGGCAGACCUUACCAACGUCACAGACACACAGGGACAGACUCCUCUGAUGCUGGCCGUGCUAGGUGGCCAUACAGACUGUGUCCACCUGCUGUUGGAGAAGGGGGCCUGGCCUGACGCCAAGGACAAGGGGGGCAGCACUGCCUUGCACAGAGGGGCGGUGGUGGGCCGUGAGGACUGUGUGACAGCCCUGCUGGAUCACGAGGCAUCUGCCCUGUGUCGGGACGGCCAGGGUCGUACCCCCCUGCACUACGCUGCCUCCCACCGCUACACUGACAUCCUGGCCAGUCUGCUGCGUGCCGCCAUGCGCUCCGAUCCUCUGGACUCCCUAUUGGACCACGAAGAGUACACGCCGUCACACUGGGCCGCCUACCAAGGGCAUGAAGGCUGUUUGGAGGUUUUACUUGAACACAAAACAUGUAGUAGCCAGGAGGGAAACCGCUUUACCCCAUUGCACUGUGCUCUAAUGAAUGGCCGUAGUGGAGCUGCAGAGAUGCUGUUGGAAUCUGCUGGUGUACAGAUGGUUAACACCAGGGAUACUAAAGGAAGGACCCCGCUUCAUGCCGCAGCGUGUGCCGAGGACGUGUCGGGGCUUCAGCUGGUCCUACGCCACGGAGCUGAGAUCAACGCCGUGGACCACACCGGACGCUCUGCUCUCAUGGUUGCUGCUGACAACGGACAGAGUGGCACCGUGGCCAUCCUCCUGCAACGGGCCAAGGCUGACCUGACACUGCUGGACGACAGUGGAAACACUGCCCUACAUCUGGCCUGCAGCAAGGCUCAUGAGAUGUGUGCCCUGCUGAUUCUGGGGGAGAUCCAUAACGCUACCCUCGUCAAUGCAACCAACGCUGCACUGCAAAUGCCCCUGCAUCUAGCAGCACGCAACGGUAUGGCCACCGUGGUCCAGGCACUGCUGAGUCGAGGAGCCACAGUGCUGGCAGUGGAUGAGGAGGGCCACACUCCAGCCCUGGCCUGCGCCCCCAACAAGGACGUGGCUGACUGCCUGGCUCUGAUCCUCUCUACCAUGAAACCUUUCCCACCUCUGGACCCUUCCUCAUGCUCUUGCUCCUCUUCCUCCUGCCCCUGCACCUCCAUCUCUGUCUCCUCCAUCUCUGUCUCCUCCUCCAUCUCCCCCGGUCUCAACCUACUGAAGCACUGCGGAAUCACCGCAGCCUGCACACCCCUGCCCAACGGAGGCCUUCACCAUCACCACGGCUAAGUCAAAGACCACCAUGGCGCCGCCAUCGGCCUGGACGGGUGCCUUUCUGAGUAAGGUCAUCCUACACCUACAAUCCGACACCACAACUACCACCACCACAGGGUGACUCCCUUGAGUACACCCACCUACACGCCUGUGCGAAUGUGUGCGCGUAUGUGUGGUCUUCACCUGAAGGGCAGUCAAACCUAUAUGCAAAUAGAGCCCACAGCAUCUAUCUCAGCUCUGUAGUAGUUAGUGCUUAACACAGAGAGACUGAUCUCUCUUUCUGUAAUGUCACUGGAAUACCGCUGUU